Volvox carteri f. nagariensis is the source of this 1119-nucleotide messenger RNA. RefSeq lists its product as uncharacterized. Gene Ontology annotation, cellular component: nucleus; cytoplasm; cyclin-dependent protein kinase holoenzyme complex. Gene Ontology annotation, biological process: regulation of cyclin-dependent protein serine/threonine kinase activity; mitotic cell cycle phase transition. The record is from RefSeq and is a predicted model, not a curated record. Gene Ontology annotation, molecular function: cyclin-dependent protein serine/threonine kinase regulator activity. Bases 1 to 1119 code for a protein of 372 amino acids. NCBI's taxonomy places the organism in Eukaryota, Viridiplantae, Chlorophyta, Chlorophyceae, Chlamydomonadales, Volvocaceae. The transcript has 6 exons.
AUGGUUGCCGCAUUGUUGGCAAAGCUGACACCGAUAACGUUCUGUUCCGAUCGUUGUCUUAAGGAGCUUUUUAAUGUGCGCCAAUCUCAGCAAUUUCAUGCGAUCAGCGGUAGUCAUUGUAAAGAUAAUACCUUGAUAUGCGAGGAAGAUGGUUCCUGUCUUGAGCCCUGCCACGAGCCUGUUCACCGAGACCCACCGGGCACGGCGUUGGUCGCUGCUACGACUCGCUCUAUCGACUUCUUCGAUGCUGCAGAUGCACGUGAUGUUAUCCGGAACGAGCUGACGAGGCUUCAGGAGGUUCGCUUUGAACCUACGUUGCCUGAAGCAAGGCGCUUUUCGGAAGACGACAGACCGCGCAUUGUGAGCUGGCUUGUCCAGGUGGUAACGGCUUUAGAACUGACGAAGGAGACGCUUCACUCAGCAGUCUCACUUGUGGACCGCUACAUAACAGCUACCGAGGCUCAUCCUCCGGAGGCUGUGUUGCAGCUGCUGGCUCUCGGUUGCCUGAGCACUGCUGCAAAGCACGAGGAGGUUGCCCAGCGCAGCUCCGAUGAGUGGGUCCGCCUCGCCGUAGAUGCUGACAGCCGCAGCAUCUACGAGCGCCUGGACUUGAAUCGCAUGGAAUGGCUGCUGCUGGAGACGGUGGAGUGGCGCAUCCGCGUCCCGAACACGCUCACCUUCAUGCGGCAGUACCAGGCCGUGCUAAUGAACCGUGGGCUAAUUCCUGGGGAUCCAGAGUCAGCGCAGCUGUUUAAGGAGCAUGCUGAGUUCAUGGCGGAGGUUUCGUUACUCUACAACGAGUUUUUGAAUUUCGGGUACAGCACUGUCGCGGUCGCAGCCCUUACGCUGGCCGCUUGGUACAGUCAGAGUGCAUCCGGAGCCGAACUGUCCACGCGUAUGCCGGCGGUGCCGGUGAUUAAGAUUGUUUCGGAUUUGGCGGCAUUUGUGGAUGUGGACGUCUCGUGCCUUGCUCCCGGUCUGGAUCGGUGCAUGGAGCUGAUGAACCAUUUGCACAGCCACGUCGUCGGACGGCACACCUGGGGAUGUAUUCCGGACUUGGGCUUGCUGGAGCCUGUCGCGACCCGCUACCCCCAAGUCUUUAAGCGCAUAGACGAGUGA